UCUGUUAAUGGGUUGUGUUUUAUUUACAUUACAAGUUACUUGCGACUCGCGUGGAAUUGCCGUAGUGUCGUAUUUUUAAAUAACAUUGGGAGUACAAGCAAUCUACCAACAAAGAGCUUGUAAUCAUUUUCGUGUUGUCUUGCUGAUUUAAAAAAAAGAGGAUUGUGCAUCAUCUUUAAAUCUACACAAAUAUUUUACGUAAAAAUCUGAGUAUAUAGCUCAUUAUUUUAAUCUUUUUACUAAAAAGAUUACUGGCCAAAAUUAUAAAAAUAUAAUUAAAAAUUGAUAAUAUUCUCGACAAAGAUAAUCUCAAUGAUAAUGAAUAUACAAUAAAUAGUAGUAAUUAUAAAUAGAAAGAGUGUAUAAAUAAUGUUAUUUUUAAAAAAGUGCAAUCGUUAUAAUUUUUUAAGUAUUCAAUGUCCUAACUCAACUAUGUUGAGGGAUAAUUAAGUGAAUAUAUAUAAACUAUUGUUUGAUAGUAGUAAUGAAAAUUAACUUCUCUUGUUUUAUAAAUAACUGUGAAGUGACCUAAGUGAAUUUUUAAUCUCUAAGUUAUCUGAAAAAUUUAUAUCUAUGCCUAGUAAAAAGAAGAUCAAGUCACCCCAACAAAUAUGGGAAAAUAUUUCUUCGGUGUUUGUGGAUUUUGUUGAGAGGAUAUUUUUUACUCUUGGAGUAUUUGUUGCCAAACAUCCAUGGAGAACUAUUGUGGCAACAUGGGCCUUUGUCCUCCUCAGCUGCGGUGGCUUAUUUACAUUUCACACAGAAAAGAAUCCUAUGAAACUAUGGGUACCUCCAGAUUCAGAUUUCUUUCUUGACACGAAUUGGUACAUAAAUAAUUUUGGCACAAAUUUUAGAUUACAGAAAUUAUUAAUAACAGCAGACAAUGUCCUAGAUCCAAAUGUGAUACAAAUAAUUUACAAUAUCUCAAAUCAUGUAAGUUCACUGGAAGUUGAACAUCACAAUGAAAAGUAUACUUUGAAUGAUUUAUGUUUUAAAGUUCCUGCUGUAAAUUUUGCUAGUACAAAUUGGAAAUCCAGAUCUGAUGAAUCAAUGCAAGCUAAUAAUAAUAAGACAUUACAAAAACGUGGUAUUGUUGAUGAAGACUUAUCUGAUCCUUCUCUUUGGAUUGAUGAGGAUUUUUAUUGUAGUUUUCUUGAAAGUUUUCCAUUAACAUGUCUUCAAUAUAAUAUAAUAGAUUUGUGGAAUAAGAAUGCAACUCUUAUAAAUAAUGCUACAAAUUAUGAUAUAAUAACAAAAAUAAAUAAAGUAAAAGUAAAUCCGUCCACUGGCCAUCCUGUAGACUUUAAAAAGUUGCUGGGUGGAAUAGUGCGUAAUGAGGCAGGUGAUAUAGUAUCAGCCAAAUCCAUUUUGCUAACUUGGUAUAUGUACGUAAACAUGACACAAGUGGAUCUCAAUGAAGUAGGUAAUUUAGUUGGCACUGAAGACUGGGUAUCGAUUCCAUUAGCACUUUGGGAAUUGGAGUAUUUGAAUUAUGUAAAAUCCUUAACUUUUAAUGUUAAUAAUAUUAAAUUUUAUCAUGAGGCAGGUAGAAGUUUUGCUGAUACUAGUGGAGAAAGUAUGUUCCAAGAUAUGGAUAAACUAUUUAUAGGUAUUAUAAUGAUGUUUUUUUAUGUUGUUAUUGCUGUAUCCCGUUUUAACUGGCUAGAGAUUAGAUUAACAUUGGGUAGUGUUGGCCUCUUGAAUGUAGGAAUGGCUUAUGUUACCACUAUAGGUUGGUGUUCUUUGAUGGGUAUUCCAUUUGGUCCCGUUCAUUCUUCUUUACCUUUUCUACUAAUGGGUCUUGGUGUGGAUGAUAUGUUUGUAAUGAAUGCUUGUUGGAAUAUAGUCCUAGCCGGCAAUGAACAGAAUAAUAUUCCCACCAAAGUUGGACAUAUGCUAAAACAUGCAGGAGUAUCCAUUGUGAUAACAUCAUUCACUGACAUUGUAGCCUUGUUGAUAGGAGCUAUUACAAUUUUACCUUCACUAAAGUCUUUUUGUAUCUAUGCAGCUGUGGGGGUGUUCUUUAUCUUUUGUUUUUCUGUUACAUUUUAUGUAGCAGUGUUCACCUUAGAUAUAAGGCGAGUUGAAGAAAAACGAAAUGGUAUAUUGUUUUGUUAUAAACAUAAAACUGAAAUUAUUUUAACAACUGAGAAGACAUUCUUUCAGAGAUUAUUAGAGAGUUUCUAUAAAAAUAUUGUAUUAACUUUUCCAGGAAAAGCUAUAAUUAUAUUAUUUACUUUAGGUAUGACUUGUUUUAGUGUAGUAGCAAUAUUGAAAUUGGAACAGAGAUUCGAUCCAAAAUGGUUUAUACCUGAUGGUACUUCUUACAAAGACUUUUUAAAUGUACAUGAAUACUAUUAUCCUGACGAAGGGCAACCAGCAACAGUUUUCUUAGGUGAUAUGGAUUAUAAUUUAGAGUUCGUAAAGCUCUAUGAUAUGAUACAACAAUUGAGAAACGAAUCUUACGUAACAGAUGUAGUCACGUGGGUCGAAAUGUUUCAUGGGUAUGUCUUAAAAAAUUAUGAUCGUGAUUUAAAAAAUUCUACUGCAGUUUCUACUACGCAAUUUAAUAAAUAUUUAUCUAGAUUUCUUUUUAGUCCUAUCGGUGGAAGAUUUCAAAUAAACUUUAAAUUUAAAGAACCACUUUCAUGUGGGCAUGUAUUUAAUAAUAUAACAGCUUCAUUAUUGUCAUUUAAAUUUAUUAGGUUUGAAGGUCCAGAGGAAUACAUUCCUGCAAUGAAUCGAGUUAAAGAUAUUGUGAAGUCAACCGAUAUAACAACAGGGAGUGGUUAUCGUAGCGUUUGGUCGAAAGUUUUUGCAAAUUGGGUUACCGACGAAAUUAUUGGCGUUGAAGUUGAGAGGAAUAUUGAAUUGGCCCUAUUUUGUGUUAUGGUUUGCACUGUUAUUUUGAUUACGAAUCUUCAGAUGUGUUUGUGGAUUUUCCUUUGUGUAAUGUUGACAAUAAUAAAUGUUUUGGGUUGGUUGCAAAGGUGGGGUAUGACUGUUGACAUUGUGUGUUGUAUUGGCCUUGAACUCGCAAUAGGUCUUUGCGUUGAUUACGCCGCGCACGUUGGUCAUACGUUUCUAACAAUUUCUCAAGGUUCUCGUAAUGAUAGAGCUUUUAAAACUGUCACUUCUAUAGGCACUGCUGUUUUGUUGGGUGGAGGUUCAACAUUGCUCUCUUUAUCAUUAUUGAGUAUGUCAAAAGCUUACACUUUUCAGUCGUUUUUCAAAAUAUUCUUGCUAGUUAUACUUUUUGGUCUUUCCAAUGGUCUGUUAUUCUUGCCAGUUGCUUUGUCUUUAAUUGGCCCAGCGGCAUAUAGACCACAGGAUAAAAUAGAUAGAUCAGAGGCUGUGGAAUUAAAUGGAAAGUUAAAUAGUAGUAGUAAUAAGGAAAAAGAAAUUGAUGAGGAAUAAAGUAGUAUGUAAGAUUUUUUUAGACUGUUUAAAGCUUUGAUACAAUCCAUUAAAUAUCUCAAGAGAUUAUGAAUCUUGGUUGUUAAUAUAAAGUUAAUUGAAAUGGUUUGACAUGAAAGUAAGAAAUGGUAAGUUUUAAAGAAAAAAGUCUUGCUUCAGUUUUAUAAGUAUGCUUGUUUUUGUGUAGAUAUCUAAGUGCUAUUCAACAGCCUAAUAGUAUUUUAAUUUCAAAUAAAGUGCGGAAUAGUAUUUUAAGAUCAUAUCAUAAUUAUUUUUAAGUAUAUCAAAUAAUGUAUUCAUAUAAGCCUUUUUGUAAAUCUUUUAUAUAAAGUAUACUUAGAUUGUGGUAUUACUUUUCUAUAUUUCUUUAGUAUCUAGCAAAAUGUAUCUAAAGCAAUAAUAUUUUUGUGAUAUUGUAAUUUAGCCAAUUACUUAUACCGGUGAUU
Molecule: messenger RNA, 3863 nt
Organism: Nymphalis io (European peacock)
Lineage: Eukaryota; Metazoa; Arthropoda; Insecta; Lepidoptera; Nymphalidae
Product: patched domain-containing protein 3-like
Exons: 1
Coding region: 574-3417 (947 amino acids)
Cellular component (GO): membrane
Source: RefSeq, a predicted model, not a curated record